This is a messenger RNA of Paraglomus occultum, 656 nucleotides long. The record is from the annotation of a GenBank genome assembly. NCBI's taxonomy places the organism in Eukaryota, Fungi, Glomeromycota, Glomeromycetes, Paraglomerales, Paraglomeraceae.
CAUCUAUAUUCGGCCGUGAAGACUCUAUCUAUUCAAAAAUUGAUCCUCUAGCAAGCCAAAUCAUUAGUGAUGACUCUAAACUCGUAGAAGAAUUGCCGAAAAAUCUAAAAAAGGCGUUUAUGAAACCCGCUCGACUGAUGAAGCCCAUUCUUAUACCAAAGGUCAAAGAAAUGUGUGAGGAAUUUGUAUCAAAUGUCAUUAGUCAUGGUUACCAGAAUGCGCCACCUGAAAAACUUAUACAUAAUGGAAUUUGGAAAGAAUCAGACGAGAAAAUAUCGGACAUUGCGAAAGAACUUUUUUCCCUUCUCGAAGACAUUUGGAAUAAUCCAAUCUUUAGUUCUGAACUUGCAAAAUCGUUGAAUGAAGGCACCUACCAAUUGACAAUCAUUUUAUUAUCAAUUCAGAAUGUUCACGAUUAUACUGCACUCAGCAAAAAGAUAGAUGAUGAGGUAAAGUUAUGGCGCGAGACAAAUGACGGUAUGUAUUAUGUUCGCAAAGUUCUUAAACCAGACAAAAAUCAAUUUGGAGUAGUUGGAGCGCAAGUAGCGGGAAAUAUGUUACAUCUGAACGUUCUUGUCAGAGAUAGAGCUAAUGUGCAUCGAUAUUACCAUUUACAAUCUGCUGAAAUUCCUGUACAAUUAUCUGAUGCAAAAGUU